This is a messenger RNA of Ostertagia ostertagi, 270 nucleotides long. The record is from the annotation of a GenBank genome assembly. Lineage: Eukaryota; Metazoa; Nematoda; Chromadorea; Rhabditida; Trichostrongylidae.
AUGCUUUUCGCUCUACUGUCUUCAGUGCUGCUCGUAGGAAAUGUAUGGGCAGCUGUGGAUCAGAACUGUACAAUAUAUGAUGGCAAUGACCUUAAGGAUCCUCAGCUGGUUCAAGCGGCGGUUGAUCUUUGUCCCAAGACGUGUGGCUACUGCUGUCUCACACCCGCCUUUUCAUGCAAUGACAAGCUGCGCAUACUGAACCUUAACACAAGAACUUUUAGAGCCAAGGAUACCAUGCUCGUCAGUUACGAAGAUAAUGUGCGAAAAUAA